Messenger RNA from Apaloderma vittatum (bar-tailed trogon), 2103 nucleotides. It is a transcript of the gene PLPPR4, whose product is annotated as lipid phosphate phosphatase-related protein type 4. NCBI's taxonomy places the organism in Eukaryota, Metazoa, Chordata, Aves, Trogoniformes, Trogonidae. The record is from RefSeq and is a predicted model, not a curated record. Gene Ontology annotation, biological process: phospholipid metabolic process; signal transduction; axonogenesis. The transcript has 6 exons. The coding region runs from base 122 to 2098 and encodes 658 amino acids. Gene Ontology annotation, molecular function: phosphatidate phosphatase activity.
CUUUCUUCUCUCCUAGUUGCCUAUAUUGGCAUCUUCUGUUGUUAGCCUCUAUUUUCUUGAACUUACUGAUGUCUUCAAGCCAGUUCACUCUGGAUUUAAUUGCUAUGACAAGAGUCUGAGUAUGCCGUACAUUGAACCUACGCAAGAGUCUGUUCCGUUCUUGAUGUUGCUUAGCCUCGUUUUUGCUGGACCAUCAAUCACGAUAAUGAUAGGAGAAGGAAUUCUCUACUGUUGCCUGUCCAAAAGAAGAAAUGGGAUUGGAACAGAGGCCAAUAUUAAUGCAGGAGGAUGCAACUUCAAUUCUUUUCUUAGAAGAGCUGUCAGAUUUGUUGGUGUUCAUGUGUUUGGUCUUUGUUCUACUGCUCUUGUUACUGAUAUUAUACAGCUAUCAACAGGAUAUCAGGCACCAUAUUUUCUGACUGUUUGCAAGCCUAACUAUACAUCCUUAAAUGUAUCCUGCUCAGAGAAUUCGUAUGUUGUGGAAGAUAUUUGCUCAGGAGCUGAUCUCAAUAUUAUCAAUGCUGGAAGAAAGUCAUUCCCUUCUCAACAUGCCACCCUGGCAGCCUUUGCAGCAGUGUACAUUUCGAUGUACUUCAACUCUACAUUAACAGACUCCUCAAAACUUCUGAAACCACUCUUGGUCUUUGCUUUUAUCAUCUGCGGAAUUAUAUGUGGUCUGACUCGUAUCACCCAGUAUAAGAAUCAUCCAGUUGAUGUUUACUGUGGCUUUCUUAUAGGAGGAGGAAUUGCUCUCUAUUUGGGCCUGUACGCUGUGGGGAACUUCUUACCAAGUGACGAGAAUGUGUUUCAUCCAAAUUUUCACAGAGAACCUCUAAGGUCUUUGACAGACCUCAGUCAGGAUGCCAACAGAAUCCUGCCAGGUAAAAAUGGUAGCAGCAGUGAUGGCAUUGUCUCUCACCGUACAGAAAGUAUCCUGAAUAGAAACCACAGAGAUUCAGGGUCGCUGACCAAUAUUAAGAGAGCAAAUGCUGAUGUAGAAAUAAUAACACCACGAAGCCCAAUGGGAAAGGAAAAUAUGGUUACUUUCAGCAACACUUUGCCUAGAGUCAACACACCAUCCUUGGAAGAUCCAGCAAGACGAAAUGCAACAAUACACGCGUCAAUGGAUUCUGCCCGUUCCAAGCAGCUGCUUUCCCAGUGGAAGAACAAGAAUGAAAGUCGAAAGUUGUCACUGCAAGUAAUAGAGACUGAGUCGGGCCAGUCACCACCAAGGGCUAUAGAAAUGAGGUCAAGUUCAGAACCCUCCAGAGUGGGCGUAAAUGGUGAUCAUCAUGGCCCAACGAGCCAAUACCUGAAAAUUCAACCUGGCAGCGUACCAGGUUGUAACAACUCGGGUCUUUCUGGUGGGCCAAGGGUCUCUAUUCAGUCACGUCCUGGCUCAUCCCAGCUAGUGCAUAUUCCUGAAGAAACUCAAGAGAACGUGAACACAUCACCCAAAAGUAGUUCAGCUAGAGCUAAAUGGCUGAAAGCUGCUGAGAAGAGUGUUGCAUGUAGAAGCAAUAGCCAGCCAAGAAUCAUGCAAGUAAUAGCCAUGUCUAAGCAGCAAGGAGUGCUUCAGGGAAGUCCAAAGGGCUCAGAGGGAAGCACAGUCACCUGUACAGGAGCCAUCAGAUAUAAAACCUUGACAGACCAUGAGCCAAGCAGCAUUGUUAGAGUCGAGGCCCAUCCAGAAAAUAACAGACCUGUAAUUCAGAUGCCAUCAGAAGGUGAAGGAAGUGGGUCGUGGAAAUGGAAAGGUCCUGAAAAAGUCACCCUUCGUCAGACAUAUGAGCUAAAUGAUCUUAACAGAGACUCUGAGAGCUGUGACUCCUUAAAAGACAGUUAUGGUUCAGGUGACAGGAAAAGGAGCAACAUAGAUAACACCGAGCAUCACCAUCAUGGAAUCACUACAAUAAGAGUCACACCAGUGGAGGGAAGUGAGAUUGGCUCAGAGACUCUAUCCAUUUCUUCUAGCCGGGACUCAACACUUCGAAGAAAAGGUAACAUCAUUUUAAUCCCUGAGAGAGGCAGCAGUCCAGAGAACACCAGAAACAUCUUCUAUAAAGGCACAUCCCCCACACGAGCAUACAAGGAAUGAGGAGA